Molecule: messenger RNA, 1366 nt
Organism: Alosa alosa (allis shad)
Lineage: Eukaryota; Metazoa; Chordata; Actinopteri; Clupeiformes; Clupeidae
Product: gap junction delta-3 protein-like
Exons: 3
Coding region: 586-1311 (241 amino acids)
Biological process (GO): cell communication
Cellular component (GO): connexin complex
Source: RefSeq, a predicted model, not a curated record
CUGCAACAGGUGUUUGACAUGAGACGAACAGGUAAGGGUGUUGUGGACGGUUUCUAUCUGACGCACUGUGGGGCAGACACCCCGUUCCAGUGCCCCCUCAGGGGUGGACAGGGCUUCCAGUGUGCGAGGCUGCUCUGGUCAAACACCUGCAUCUGUGAGGACUACUCUGAGAUGAUGAAGAGUAGAGGACAGGCACAGUGGUUGAGCGUUUGACUCUGGGAUUUGGGCUGAAGGAAUCUACACACUCUCGCUUGCCAGAGUGAGGCGGCAUGGACGCAGUGUACCCUUCCUCCUGACGCAGUCUACCAAUGCAUGGGUGACGUGUCUAGGGACAGACGCUGAAACGUGCGUGUUCUGAGGUUCUCAUGUUAUAAUUAUAAUAAUAAAAAUAUUUAGAUGCCUGGGUCACACACACUCCUAAUUAAGUAUCUGAAGCAACCCUGAACUGUGACUGAGGUAUGAGGGAGGCUCAGGCGCUUUGAGAUCAUGUCUACUGUUAAUGGCGCUGUACAAGUAAACAAAAUCAAACUGAACUGAGUUAAGUGAGUUAAAGUGAGCUGAGGUGUUGGGUUUGGCGGCUGCGCCAUGGCGGACUUGGGCUUCCUGGGUGGCCUGAUCGAGGCCAUGCAGACACACUCUCCUCUGCUGGGACGCCUGUGGCUGCAGAUCAUGCUGGUGUUCCGCAUCGUCAUCCUGGGCACCGUAGCGACUGACCUGUUCGAGGACGAGCAGGAGCAGUUUGAGUGUAACACGGCCCAGCCGGGCUGCAAGCAGGUGUGCUACGACCAGGCCUUCCCCAUCUCGCAGUACCGCUUCUGGGUGUUCCACAUCGUGCUCAUCUCCACUCCCGCCAUGCUCUUCCUCAUGUACGCAAUACACAGACGCACAAAGACCAAGGCCCAGCAACAAGGUGCCAGCAGCGGUGAUGUCCGAGGCCCAGGUGCCAGCAGCGGUGAUGUCCGAGGCCCAGGUGCCAGCAGCGGUGAUGUCCGAGGCAGCAGGUUGUCGCUGGGGAAACGCGGCGUGAAUACCCAGGAGGACCUCAAAGAGCUGCGUCUGUACACGCUGAACGUGGGCUUCCGCUUCCUGGCGGAGGUGGCCUUCCUGGUGGGCCAGUGGGCGCUGUACGGGUUCGGCGUGGCGGCGCAGUACCCCUGCAGCCGCUUCCCCUGCCCCUACACGGUGGACUGCUUCACCUCGCGGCCCAUGGAGAAGACAGUCUUCCUGGUCUUCUACUUCGCCGUGGGGCUGCUGUCCCCCUCUUCAGCCUGGCCGAGCUCGUCCACCUCUACUUCAAGUGGAUGCGCCUGAGGAGGACGCUGAGACGGAGGGAUGCUGGCCAGGAGAUGGAGGACGCAAGGGGGGA